Molecule: messenger RNA, 1897 nt
Organism: Sabethes cyaneus
Lineage: Eukaryota; Metazoa; Arthropoda; Insecta; Diptera; Culicidae
Product: N-acetyl-D-glucosamine kinase
Exons: 3
Coding region: 533-1702 (389 amino acids)
Molecular function (GO): N-acetylglucosamine kinase activity
Source: RefSeq, a predicted model, not a curated record
ACCGUGUUGGACCUGCUUUUUAGGUGAAUUUUCUCGCCGAACAAGUGAGAGCGUGCGAAGUUUGGAAAUUUUCUGUAAACUUAUUUGCUAGAUGCAGUUUUUGUUUACUGAGUAAUGUGCUUUAAAAUAUUUCAACAUUUCCAUUGCUAGUGAAGACGUACGACGGCGUCAGCGCGGGUGAACUAGUUAGUGCUGCAGCAACUGCAUAAUCUUGGUUCGAUGGUUGGCACAACGCGGAAGUAAACCAGAUAAUUUGACUUUUGUUUGUUUUUAUUCGAUUGCCAAUCGUGGGCAUCGCUUCGGAUGCUUGAACUUGAAUCUUCCUGAUAAGAUUCAAGCGACUGCAGCUGUCUGUGUUCACGAUACCGAAGACAGGAAAGUAAAAGUUUCUAGUUUGUGGCUACAACAACGUCUACAUUCGGUGUAGUCAGCAAAACUAGUUUGUGGAGAACGUGCCUUCCGUAGCGUUUUGACUGCACGCCCCAGUCUCAAAUUCUUCAGAUAUCGAAAGACGUAAGCAACCGCUGCAACCAUGAUGGAGGCACUCUACAUCGGUGGCGUUGAAGGUGGCGCGACACACUCGAAGCUGGUAAUCUGCGACCAGAGCGGUAAAGUGGUUGCCUCAACGAAGGGUCCCGGAACGAAUCACUGGAUGGUGGGCAUACCGGAGGUUGCCAAGCGAAUCGACACAAUGGUACGGGAUGCCAAGGCACAGGCACAUAUUCCCGACCACCGUAAGCUGGCCGCGAUGGGCCUCUGUUUGAGCGGUGCCGAACAGGAUGCUACCAACAAAGAGUUGGAGAACUAUCUGCGGUCACACUACCCGGACGUUGCCGAACGCUACAUGAUAGGCAGCGACACAAUCGGCAGCAUCGCAACGGCAUCGAAUGUAGGUGGAAUGGUUAUCAUCUCCGGAACGGGCUCCAAUACACUGCUGCGAAAUCCGGACGGGAGUACUUACGGAUGCGGUGGAUGGGGUCACAUGAUCGGAGACGAGGGUGGAGCCUGGUGGAUUUCCAAAUGUGCUAUUAAAACUGUUUUUGACCAUGAAGACAACUUCCGUCGUAGCAAAUUGUGCGUCGACCGGGUGUGGGAACUAAUACGGGAGCAUUUUGGAGUAAAAUCUCGUGUGGACCUGUUAGAUCAUUGCUACGCCAAGUUCUGCAAACCUACGUAUUCCGGAUUGUGUGCUAAAUUAGCCAAAUGUGCCAAAGAUGAAGGUGACCCACUGUGCAGAAAAUUGUUCGAAGAUGCCGGUCAAGAGCUGGCUCGUUCUGUGUGUGCCUUAUCACCUCGCAUUAGUCCUGCGCUGAUCAGUCAAUGCGGAGAAGUUGACGUCGUCUGCGUUGGCUCAGUUUGGCUUAGUUGGAACCUGCUGGAACCGGGUUUCACAAAGGAAUUGGAGAGAGCUCAAUUCAAAUAUGAUCUAAAAUUGCUGAACUUAACGAACACAAUGGCACUAGGAGCGGCCUACCUUGCGGCCGAUACAUUUGAAAUGGAAUUACCGAGAGAUUAUUCCAAAAAUUAUGAAAUCUUCUACAGCCAUCGGGCCGUACUGAAUGGAGGCACUAAUGGAAAUUCUAACGGAACAAAUGGUAACCAUGAGACUACUAAUGGGAGCAUCAAAGAUUCCGCUAAGAGCAGUAGUAAUGGGGUUUCCAACGGAACGAACGGUACUACUAAUGGAACAAAGACUACUUGAAAGUUUUAACGCAUCCAGAUAGUUGAUUGUUAAUCGAGAACUGAGAUUUUUGUAUAGGCAACAUAUAUUAUCGUUAAAAAUAUUUUAGAGAAAUUAAUAGCACAAAAACGAGCUACCAAUGUAAAAAUGUAUUCAUGAGGCAGUAUCAACAUAUACGAGUCAAUGUAUUUACACCUACCUACAAGCUACAAUAAA